CGCUCCCGUCUCCGUAUUUACCUGCGUAUAUUCACGAGGCAGAGCAGAGCAUAGGUACAUAGCUGUUGAGCUGAGCGAACUGCGAUUUGCGAACGAGUCCGACUCGUCGAUAGAACAUGGCCGAAAUUCACUCGUUGUAAGCUAAUUCAAACCAGUCGUGCAAACCUUUCACCUCGUGCUUGGCGUAGUGCGGCAGCAACGAGUUUCCACCGAGCAUGUGAAACGUCGUUGUCGUCGCUUUGCGUCUUAGCUUGUUUUCGUCAACUCUCGUCGUCCAUCGCUGUGUUUACCUCAUUUAGACAGACUCUAUCAGUGUAUUUUUACUAUCGGCGCAUACGUCUAGUUACGCUGCUGUCUAUGUGCGCAUACACGGUCCUCGUGAAGUACGUCUACGCACGUAUGUUUGUAAAUUCCUAGUUACGUCCUAAUGUGCAUGUGAGACAGAUUACAUGUGCUUUGAGUUAUUGACGCCUUCGCCAGGGCAUAGUAUUAGUAAGCAGCAGCCUGACAGCAUCGUCCAGCAACAGCAACAGCAUUUCAGUAACACAUGCAAGCACGCUCGAGUCGACUGACAUAAAUUAACAUAGUAAAUUGUCAACGAAAAUCACGCAGCAGAGCUACAACGACAGGGGCCCAGGCAGUGUCGAGCUGCCGUCUCGAUGUAUCGGAACGACGAGGAAAAUCAGAAGCCGCGACAGCCAACCAAACCUCAACGCAGACCGAGUCGCUCGUCGAGUCUCAGUGGUACGAGUUCGUUGUCAGCGUCACCGAUGCCAUUUUCCAGCGAUCAGGCCUCGACUCUUUGUAAUCGAAAAUUCUACCAAGACUCAGCCAGGCCGAUACUCUGACGAUAGCUUGCGUGUUUAGCUUAGAUAUCUAUAGACACUUAUUUUUGUAUCUCCUGCUCUCCCUGUUUACUCGAAUACGUGCUUGAACGUGUGUCUCAACGACGUGUUUGAAUUCAACAUGGUGAAAGUCGUCGUGAAUAGCUAUUGUGCGAUGAUUUUUUGCACAGAUGUUAAUUUAUGCAGCAAAGUCUUGACAGAUGGUUCUAAUGCUGAGCUCUGGAUCUGGAGGAAGACUUUUUGCUCAAGAUUGUUCAAAACUUGAAGCUACUAUCAAAGCAUUUGAUUGGGUUUUAUUAAAGAGUGCCAAGCUCGUUUCAUGAUUAUUGCAGAUUCUAGAAUACUCUACAACUAUUAAUGAACCACAACAGUUACAUGAAAUGAUAAUAAAAAAAUUUAAAGAAUACAAUAACUGAAACAAUAUGCUUCAGAGCUGAUUCCAUUUUGAAAUGCAGUAAUCACUAGAAUUUGUAUGCAAUCUUCAAUCAUGAUGGAAACUGGCACAGACUAUGUCCUGCAAUGGCCAGGGCACCCCACAUAUGUUACUGAGAGAUUUAGCGGACUUUUUGCAAAACAAAAAAUGGUUGAUCUCACACUUAUAUGCGACGAUGAAAAACUAAAAGUUCAUAAGCUUGUAAUGGCAGCUAGUAGUCUUUAUUUUGAGGAAAUAUUAGAAGGAGACCUGGGUGAUGAACCAGUAAUAUUUUUUAAGGAUUUAGAAUUUAGUAUACUGAAAGCCAUGAUAGAAUUCAUGUAUUGCGGUGAAACCACAGUAUCCCAUGUAAAUUUGCCAUCCUUGCUGAAUGCAGCUAGAUUAUUUAAAGUUAAGGAACUAGAAUCUUUAGUUGAAAAGAUGGUUGGGCCAAAUGCUCAAGAUCAUAAUGACAACGAAAAAGAAUAUCCGUCUAAAGAUGUAAAGCGGUUGAACUGUUUAGUCAGUAAUAGUGACAAUGACAUUCGAAUGAGUUUUGUAAAUACUCCACGCAUUAACGAUGACACUGGUAAUAAUAGUGAAUUUGAAUCAGAACCAACGUACUUUGAAGAUAGUAAUAGUGAACGUUGCCUUUAUGAUGACCCUAAUAUUCACUUGAAUGGUGACAUUCAGCAUAUCUCAACAGAGUCCAGUGAAAAUUCUUCGUCUUCUUCUUCGUCAACAAGUUUGGAAUGCGAAAAAGAACGUUGCUGUGAUUUUGUGGCCAAUGGAGAAAUUAGUAAAAGCAAUAGUUUUGAUGAAGAUAUUAAAAGGGUAGGACAAUGUUCUCGAGUUUACACGCACAAGCGACGUAAACUCCGUAACGGAGUGAGCUCUACUUCAAAUAAUAAUAUCAAGCGAAACUCGUCAGAUAAAUCGUUUUCCACGCCUCAACCUCAUCUAGUCUCAGGCAGAAUAGAUCUGGAAGAAGAGUUUUCGAAUGAUGAAGGACCAGUGACCCUGGAAACGAAUCUCGAUAACGAAAGUUCUGACUACACAAUGACUUUCAGUAAUGAAAGCAUCCAAUCAAUUGUAGGGUGUUCGAUCAGCGAUUUUUGUAGGUCUAAUAACAUGUUUGAAUUAUUAAAUGCACGUACAACUAUCACAUCAAAGUGUAGUAGCGAAAGUACAACAGAAGAUACAACAGAAGACGCAGAAGAAGACGAUGUCAUAUCUCCAAGUGCAACUCCAGUGUUAAGGCGGAGCGUCCGCUUGCAUCAACAAGAAAACGAAGAUAAUCAACCCCGAAGAAAACGGCUAAAGAAAGGUCAGUUGUCGAGCAAAUUAAAGUUACUACGACGCAAUGAAAAACGUAAAAAUAACGAAAGACGUGUACCCGAUUUACAUGCACCGUUCCCAUCGAGAAAAUCUGUCGUAUCGAGCCGUAAACAUUCCUCAUCGCGCAAGGAAACAACAACCAAGCCAAAGACAUUGAUACCAAACGAGCCUCCUAAUGAAACGACGAGAACAACUUUAUCGUCAUCUGUGAGUCGAGCUCUUUGGGGUGACAGGUCAGACAUUGCUGAAGACGGCAGUGAUCCCAACGAUGAUGGCAUUGAUGGUCUGGAAUAUUCUCCAAGCACUGAAAUACCAUACGCUGUUGGUCUCUUGCCACUCCGGGCUGCUCUUGAGAAGCUUCAAGCAACGCCGGAUCACCAACCAAGAAAAACAAGGUCAUCCGUCGCUGCGAGUAGUUUGAACAAGACCUACGAAAAUCACAAUGGACUGAAGCGGAAGUUUUCGCCGAUACCGAAAAAAGCACCGCUUCAAUUACCUCAAGUACAAAAAUUACAAGAAGAACAAGCACCUCAGGUUCCUCCGGAGAAUGAAUGUAGUAAAGAAAAUGUGCAAAGAAAAAUUCGUGCAAUGACACCUUCUACUUUGGCAGUUACGUCAAGAAUUACAAAUAUGAGGCAGCGUAAGAGAUCUCUGUCGGAAGGCGCUAAAAUUUUGGAAGAUAUGACAGUUGAUAAUCAAAGCUCUUAGUUUAAUUAUUCAUUUCUGUGAAAAGUCACUUGCAAUUCAUUUACAAACAGUUGAUGAGCAAUCUCGUCAAAUCUUUUGCCUGGAAAAGAUAUUUCGAAAAGUACCUAAACUUGAACAUACAUUUAAAUUAUUUAUAUAAUUAGUUCAAAUGGUUCAAAUAUAGCAAUAUUUUUGGUUUGAAUACUCUAAUGUCUCUCAAAGCAUUGUUUACACUGAACUGUGCUUGAUCCAAGCCAUUUUGGAAGAAGUAUAUUUUCAAAAUUCAAAUAAGAUGCUUAAAGGUAAUCUUUAGUACUUAUAAUUACAAACCAAUAAUUGCUUAUUUUCUGCAUGAAAUAUAAGUACAAAGCAGUACAAUGAAUUUCAUAAAAUUAAUUUGAUCAGUAUUAUGAAUAUUAUUGGUGAUACUAAAAAUAUAAAUGAAUUUUAAAAUACGUUAUAGAGAUCAAACUUGAAAACUUUUUUAGAUUAAAUCGAAGUUUAUACUUCCAUUUCCAUUAGUCAUCAAUUUAUUUAAACGAUCAAGAAUAUUUUGCAUGAAUGAAUAUAUAUGGUGCCUACUUCGAAUUAAUACUUUUUCCAAAAGUAAUGCUAUUUGAAUCAAUGGCAAGUAACGUUUCAUUAAAAAUUCAUAAAUCAUCAGAUCAUAGAUCAGGUAACUUGAUGUUAUUGUAAUAAAAUUAAAAUUUUGCAAGGAGAAUAUUUCUAAAUAGAAACACCAAAUUUUACACGUUCUUAGAGCUGUAUGUAUGAUGAAUCUAUACAUAUUAGAAAAUAACUCGAUUUAACUGUUAAUGAAAUAGUUUCCAGUUUCUAAGAUAUUCUUAGCUUUCAAAAUUUUAAAUGUAACUCAAAGCAAUGUUUAAAUUGAACAAUAUUUGAUAAUGUUCUUCAACUAUAAGGUGGCUUUUUGUCAUCAAAAUGUGAUGUCAUUUUUACACUUAGAGAGGAUGAUAGGUAAAUCCUCAUGUUUCAUUAAACUGUUCUACUUUUUGAAGAUAUCUUAUAACAAAGAGUGAUAGUAUAUAAAACAUAUACCAUUCGAUACUAUUCUAGUAGAAAUGUGGCAAAGUAAAUUGAUAAAUACGUACAGAGUCCCAUGAAAUUUUGGUGUUUAAAAAUUAACAAUUGUCUUUUGUUUCAAAACAAAUAUUUUGUAUAUGGUCUCAUCUUGUCACUAUUCAUAUAUCCUAAUUAGCAAUAAGUUUCUUUGUAUUGUAAUAUAAUUUCUUGAUUGAUUUUUAACAAGAGGUCAAAAGGUUCUUUAAGUCAUAUUUAUAUUUGUCAGUCUGGAAAAGUUUAUAUUUUGAUUAAUUACAAGAAUAAUUAUAAAAAAAAACAUUGGUUUCUAAUAUUUACAACGGUUGUUUCUAAUAUCCAAGUUUUAGUACUCCUCUUGUUUUAAUCGCAGAUUUCAACCAUAUAAACACAAUAUGGUGAGUCUAUAAUUGUUUAUAGUUUUCAUUGUAUUUAAUGUACAGUCAUCUGAUUUCAAAAUCAUGAAUGUGUACAUUUAGUUGUAUAAAAUUGGAUAUUUUGAUUUUGUAAAAAUCAAGCGUGCAAUGUACAGCGCUUUUAUGUAUUAUAGCAAAUAUUCUACAAUCAAUGUAACAUUAAUUUUAUUCUAUAUAAUAAUUUUGAUUAUAAGCUAUUAUUGUUAUUAAAUUUAUCAUCAUCACAGUGUAUAAAAGUACAGAAAAAUGUUAAGAAUAUUUUUUUAAUAAAAUUUUAUAUCACUCUAA
Trichogramma pretiosum is the source of this 5045-nucleotide messenger RNA. RefSeq lists its product as uncharacterized. NCBI's taxonomy places the organism in Eukaryota, Metazoa, Arthropoda, Insecta, Hymenoptera, Trichogrammatidae. Bases 1318 to 3303 code for a protein of 661 amino acids. Gene Ontology annotation, cellular component: nucleus. The record is from RefSeq and is a predicted model, not a curated record. Gene Ontology annotation, molecular function: protein binding. The transcript has 6 exons. Gene Ontology annotation, biological process: regulation of transcription by RNA polymerase II.